GGGAAAAUAAUAAACCAGAAGGGAACCAACAGUACAACUAGAAGGAAGCAGGACGGGAACAUCUAGGUUCGGUAGCGGCGUGUAUAACACCACCUUAACAUCUAACAUCACCACCAUGGCUGACCCGGAAAAACAGCCCGAGCAACCCAAGGCCAAUCAACAAAAAAUGGUCAUUGCUAACAAAGUGACCGGGACUGUGAAGUGGUUCAACGUAAAAAGUGGUUACGGGUUUAUCAACAGAAAUGACAUCAAAGAAGAUGUAUUUGUUCAUCAAUCGGCUAUUGUUAAAAACAAUCCAAAGAAAGCCGUACGAAGUGUUGGGGAUGGAGAAGUCGUUGAAUUUGACGUAGUUAUCGGCGAAAAAGGUCAUGAAGCUGCAAACGUAACAGGACCUGAGGGUGAGCCAGUUAAAGGUUCACCCUAUGCCGCAGACAAACGUCGUGGUUAUCGUACGUGGUACCAUAGACCACGUGGCGGUGGCGCAAGACCUCAACGUAGACCAAGAGAAGGUCAAGAAGGUUACGAGUCCGGUGACGGUAAACAAGCCGAGGACAACAACGCCGGCGAAGGUAAUCAGAGACGUUACAGACCACGUCGUAAUUUUGACAAUUACUAUCGCGGUGGACGUAGAUCAGGUCCACCAAAUCAACAGCACGGCGAGAAUGGAGGUGAAGGAGGCGGAGCUGCUCGUUAUGACAAAGGUGACCAAGGUGGCGACGGUGUCAAUGAAGGAGGCGGCCCACCACGUAGUGGACGCGGACGCGGUUCAGCACCACGUCGAUUCUACCGCCGUAAUUUCCGCGGUGGUAGAGGAGGCGGUGGCCCACCAAGGCGACCAAGAAGCCAAGAUAAUCAAGACAGCCAGGCUGUGCAGAAUACCACCACCGAGAGCAACGCUUAAUUAAUUGAUAAAUAAAAAAAAAGAAUAAUAAUGAUAAAAAAAAAUAAUUAAAGCGCUACUACCACCAUUCAACACUCCUUUUAAAGUUUGUAACACCAAUAUCCCAUUUAAAAAAACACUACAGAUGAAUUUAAACAGCAGCGGUAAUUAACAUCAGCAACAUUUUUAAUAAAUACAUCAACAACAAUCAUAAUAAUAACAACAACAACAACAACAACAUUUACAACAACAACCAACAUAUUUAAAAAUAUAUAUAACAAUUAAUUAAAAAAAUAUUUGAAAAAUA
This is a messenger RNA of Microplitis demolitor, 1187 nucleotides long. It is a transcript of the gene yps, whose product is annotated as Y-box factor homolog. Gene Ontology annotation, cellular component: nucleus. NCBI's taxonomy places the organism in Eukaryota, Metazoa, Arthropoda, Insecta, Hymenoptera, Braconidae. The coding region runs from base 116 to 901 and encodes 261 amino acids. Gene Ontology annotation, molecular function: nucleic acid binding. The record is from RefSeq and is a predicted model, not a curated record. The transcript has 6 exons. Gene Ontology annotation, biological process: regulation of gene expression.